AUGCCCCCUAAGCGCGCUGCGAUGCGUCGCGGGGCGGGGCGUCCCAAAGCAUCUCCUUCGAGCCCAGAGAACUUUGAAACAUUACUCGAUCUAUCACCCGGAAUUCCUCUGCCUAGUGUUCCAACCCAAGCUGCUUUUAGCUACGGCGCUCAAGGCCCAACAGCUCUGCCGCGGCGCAUGCGCAUGGCGCCACGGAACAUGAACCUCACGCAGAUAGCCCGGUCGAUUGAUGCCGGGAUUGACGCCGCUCAAAAGCGAAAUCCAAGUCCGCAGAAGAAUUCUGACCAGGAAAACAUCGAACCCACGGACACUCGGCCUAGACGCUCUAACAGCGGCUCGCCCGUUCGUCGGCCAAAGCGCGAGCCGACUCCUGACCAGACCCAACUGCUGCAGUCCCUGCGCGAUGUGACUGCCACUCCCCCACCUCCUGUUGCUCACACCGUCUCCACCGAGUCUAGUCCUGCUAUUCCGCCUCCUCAGUUACGAAUACAGCCGGAUUCGCCACUAUAUCCGUCACCGUUGCAGCGGGCGGGAUCUCCAAACCAUGAUGUGCAGAUGGGAAGUACGCCUGAUCGUCACAGCUCUGUCGAUAAUGCCUCCGAAAUUUCCUUCAACUUGGAGCGUGAAAUCCACGAGGACGACUUACAGCGAACACGGCCCAGCAAGUACCGUGGGGAGCCACACGGCCGCAAUAUCACAGCACCUCCUCGACGUAUUUCAGGCCUAGCUCUUGUCAACGAGACCAUUGAGGAGGAGGAUGAGCCUGAAUCCGAUCCGGCGGACGAGUCCGAAAGCGUGAAUGAGCCUUCAUCCUAUCUUGAACCUGAACCUGAACCUGAAGUCGAAACUUGGUCUGCGCCUGUGCGGACUGUGAUUCCUCAGACAUUCCGCACUGAGCCUGUCCAUUCCAGUCCUGCAUCCAGGUCUCCAAAGGAAGGUCUGAUCCGUCCAUGGCUUGAAUCAAUGCAACCCGAAACGCGUGGUGACGGUGAGGGCCAACCCGUCUUGCACCGGAACAAAUGGCUUAUGGCACUUGUCACUUUGCUCACCUGCGUGUUUCUCGUGGUCUUAACAACCCAGAGCAGUCUUGCAGAAAAGAUCCGCUCCUCACUAUCCUUCGGUGAGAUUCCCCUUGUGAAUUUCUCGCCCAAUCUGCCGGAAUCCGAACUCGUCUCCGGCCUUCGAAAUCAGGUGUCCCGCAUGAACGUCCAAGUGUCGUCCCUGUCCCGGGAACUGCGGUCUGCUGCAGAACAUGCCCGCGAUCCGUCUCCGACCUACAUCUCGGACGUCGUCCCGCGGCAGCCCAUUCACAAGAUCAACUUCCUCUCGGAAGCAUUGGGGGCCAUCAUUGAUCCAGGCAGCACUACCCCUACCGCAGGCUCAAAAGAACCACUCUUGAAGCGUGUGUUUUUCAGCAUGUUCGGGUUGACGUCCUACUUUCGCGGCCCGUUACCCCCUGCCGCGGCGUUGACCCCGUGGGAAGACUUGGGAGAUUGCUGGUGCAGCGCUCCUCGCAAUGGGGUCACCCAACUGUCGGUGCAUCUUGGCCGAGAUAUUGUGCCCGAAGAAGUGGUGGUCGAACACAUUCCCGCCGGCGCCGCCCUCGAGCCAGGUGUCGCGCCCAAGGAGAUUGAACUCUGGGCGCGAUUCAGAGUCGUCCCGCUCGCGUUGCAUAGUGAGGCGCCGACCGAAUCAUCGUCUGGAUGGCUUCCUGGAUGGUCGUCCCGGAAAUCCCGCCCGAACGAGCCGGCUUCGUCACGCGAGGAAGGACUCGGUGGCUACAACAUUCCGGGCGAGAAAUCGCUUCACGACGUGCUCAUGAGCUCCCUACGCAUGCACAACAUCGAUGAACCCGAGAGUGUGUACUCGGACGACCCAAUACUCGGGCCAAACUUCUAUCGGGUAGGCCAGAUGGUGUAUGACAUCCAUAAACGGGACCAUGUACAGCACUUCCCACUCAACGUGAUCGUGGACGUGCCGACGAUCCGGGCUGACAAAGUGGUUUUGCGAGUGAAGUCGAAUUGGGGAGCGAACAAUACGUGCAUUUAUCGGGUGAAGUUGCAUGGCCAUGUAUAG
Messenger RNA from Penicillium riverlandense, 2076 nucleotides. RefSeq lists its product as uncharacterized. The transcript has a single exon. NCBI's taxonomy places the organism in Eukaryota, Fungi, Ascomycota, Eurotiomycetes, Eurotiales, Aspergillaceae. The coding region runs from base 1 to 2076 and encodes 691 amino acids. The record is from RefSeq and is a predicted model, not a curated record. Gene Ontology annotation, molecular function: protein-membrane adaptor activity. Gene Ontology annotation, biological process: nuclear envelope organization. Gene Ontology annotation, cellular component: nuclear envelope; meiotic nuclear membrane microtubule tethering complex.